AUGAGAAAUAUAAAGAAAUUUUUGCGUGUCUUCGACAUUUAUGGGCAUGCAGUUAGCUUCAAUUACAAAGGAGAAGGAACUAAGAAAACAUUACCAGGAUCUUUAUUAACUUUAGCUACUAUGGGAGUCUUAAUAUAUCACUUUAGUUCCUAACUGAAUGUAAUUAAUCUCAAGAAAUCUUAGAUAAAUCAAGCUUAAUACCCAAUUAACACACAAACGAAAACAAUAGACAUCCAUUAACCUAACUUUGACUUAGCUUUCCUCAUAGAUAUAGAUAAAGAUGCGUCUGAAAGUAUCUUUAAAUAUAUGAAUAUCACUGCCAGCUUUAAUUCAUUAGGUCUCACUCUAGAUGAGGAAACUGAUAGACUAGAGGGAGUCAAUAUCAGUAUAUCACAAAAUAUUGAGCUAUAGAAUUGCUCAAUGGAGAGAAUGGGUAACAAUUCUUUAUUUCAUAGCUACAUAAAAACAUUCACAAAUAAACAAUUCUUAUGCAUUAAAAAGUUACCAGACAUGGAACUCCGAGGAUCUAACAAUAUCAUUCAAUUAAAAAUUAGAGAUUGCAAUUAAACUUAAUUAAAGCAAAUGAAAGAUAAAGGAAUUUAUUACCCUAGUGAAACUUGCUAUGAAAAAGAAGUUAAUAAGACAGCAAUACCUUGGAUAGAUAAAGCUUCUAUUUAUGCUUUUACACUCUAGUAAUUCUUUGAUUUUGAAGAGAUAAAUGACGAUCCAAUAAAACUAAACUUAAAUGUUGACAAAUAUGCAUUCUCAGAAGUAAAUAUGAAUGAAGUAGCAUAUGAAAUUUAAUUGAGCAAAGUUAGUGGUUCAAAGUCUAGAAUUCAUGAAAGCAUAGGAGAAUUUGAAAACGAUUUCUUAAGCACAAAAAUGAAAUACAUAAAAAGUGCUCCUAGAUCAUCUUAGGAGGCUGUUAGUAAUUCUUCUAAACCAUUCUUUAACUUUAGGUUCCAAAUGUCUAAUGAAGUGAAUACAAUAUCUUUCACCACUUAGAAUAUGGUUCAAGCACUUUCAAAUACAGGAGGUCUUGCUGGAAUUUUAAUUGGAGUCAUUGCAUUUAUCAUUGCACCGCUUUAAGAAUUUCUAUACUAUAAAAGCCUUCUGAGAAAGACAUACUUAGUAGAAAAGAGUAUUCUUGACUAGCAUAAAAGCAAUUAAAAUGAUCCAAAUAACUAAAAAAUAGCUGCAUAAGAUGAACUGAUAGAGUCAAAUCUUAAAGAAAAAUUGAAGCAAAAUGAGAUAACAACUCUUGGAAAAUUGAUAAAUCUACUUUGGGAUAGAGUACCUUUUACCUAUACUCUUACUGAAUUCCUAGUUUAUUGGGGCAGAAGAGUAUUUUGCUGUAGAAAAUCUAGUUUUCGAAAAGAGUUAUUUGAUUUGGGAAAGGACAAAAUAGAAAAGCAACUAGACAUAGGAAAAAUAUUGAAAGAUUUAAGAAAUUUUAAAAUGAUAAACAAUAUUUUGCUAUCAAGAAAGCAAAGAUAGUUAAUCCCGUAUUCAAAAGACUACUUGCUUACUUAAAAAUAUAAGAAAUAAUAGGAUAGUAAAGAUAAGUAAGGAGUGAAAAUAGAAGAUCUUAAUCAAAGUCAAAAUGAUAUUCACAUAUCUUUUAAGGAGGACUUAUCUAAAACAUUGAUCUAUCACUUUCUUUACUGGCACAAUCCAGAAAAUAAAUUGGAUUUGAAAAUCUAAAAGAGAAUAUUUUUCUCCUCUAAAAACAAACUAAUGUAAAUGUUAGACAAAUAGAGAAUGGCAUUUGUGAUGAAGCUUAUUAAAGGAAUAAACUCAGAAAGAGAUCUUAAUAAUAGUUAAUGUUUGUCUGAAUAGGCUUUUCCAUUAGGUAAAUCCCCAGUUAAUGAAAGCAAAAAUAAAGUGGAGGAUGCAUUAAUUGAAAUUUUAGAAGAAAAAUAAAACUCACACUCAAGUUAGCUAAAUGUUAAGCAAGCUAAUUUCGAUGUUGACUUUAUUGAUUCUUAAAGAUCAGUGGACUAUGAUGAACUUGAUGAAAAACAAACAAGCAUUAGAAAAGAUUUCAAUUACUUAAAAUAAAAUGAUAGAAAUAUUUCUUAAGGGAAUGCUGGUAAGAAAUGA
Molecule: messenger RNA, 2103 nt
Organism: Stylonychia lemnae
Lineage: Eukaryota; Ciliophora; Spirotrichea; Sporadotrichida; Oxytrichidae
Source: the annotation of a GenBank genome assembly